UGAACGUUAUCAAGAGGUCCAACGAGGGUUGAUACCGGAGUUUCGGAAGGAUGUCGUCGGAGCAAGAAAGGCGCGAGCUUGACGAGAAGGCGAGGCGCGGGGAGACCGUCGUACCAGGCGGAACCGGCGGGAAGAGCCUGGAUGCACAGGAACGCCUCGCUGAAGGACGGAGCCGUGGAGGGCAGACGAGGAGGGAGCAAAUGGGGACGGAAGGGUAUCAUGAGAUGGGGCGCAAAGGCGGGCUGGGUACCACGGAGGAGUCGGGAGGGGAGCGUGCGCAGAGGGAAGGCAUCGAAAUCGACGAGUCCAAGUUCAGGAAGCGCGAUGACUAAUAUCUUCCGGUGAUGGAAGCUUACCAUAAAUGUGUUAGAUACAGGUAGGAAAUAGUGUAUGCGUAGUGUGCUGUAGGAUGCUGUCGGUGUCCAUGGUGUCGAGUCUUGUGCUUGUGUUGGUACCCAUGGAGGUAUGGUUUUGGGCGGCGAAGGGGAGGCAGUCUGUGGAUACGCGACUUUGUGUUGUAGAUCUUGCUAUCAAGUUUUAAAGCACUAGCAUGUCCGUCUCA
Musa acuminata AAA Group (dessert banana) is the source of this 562-nucleotide messenger RNA. RefSeq names its product late embryogenesis abundant protein EMB564-like. Bases 51 to 332 code for a protein of 93 amino acids. The record is from RefSeq and is a predicted model, not a curated record. Gene Ontology annotation, biological process: response to abscisic acid. Gene Ontology annotation, cellular component: cytosol. The transcript is spliced from 2 exons. NCBI's taxonomy places the organism in Eukaryota, Viridiplantae, Streptophyta, Magnoliopsida, Zingiberales, Musaceae.